Molecule: messenger RNA, 438 nt
Organism: Pseudogymnoascus destructans
Lineage: Eukaryota; Fungi; Ascomycota; Leotiomycetes; Thelebolales; Thelebolaceae
Exons: 2
Coding region: 1-438 (145 amino acids)
Source: RefSeq, a predicted model, not a curated record
AUGGCGCAUGUGGUGGCCGCACGAGCGGCCCGGCGCACUGCACGAUGCGGAGAUCAUUGUGACGUGCAGGCUGCAGGGGCCAUAGAGAAGGACUACUUCGCUACUACAAUACUACAAAUCAAAUCUACCAACCGCCUCAACCACCUCGAGCCUUCGGCUCUACAACCAGUGCCACAGCACCUUAAACCACCUUUCAAACACUCCACCAAACACCCAGAAAUCAUGUACGGCAUCUGCGUCAGAGCCAGAUGGAACUGCUCGCCAUGCUGCUGCGGGGACGACUACUACACCAUCCGCCUCACCACCGGCACAGGCGCAUGGAGACGCAACGGCGUGCUACGAUCAUACGAGGAGGAGGAGUACUACCUCUGCCGCCGAGACCCAUGGAGGUCCCCGUCUCUUCCGCCGAGAAGGCGCGUUAGAUUCGCUCGCUUCUAA